Loxodonta africana (African savanna elephant) is the source of this 5853-nucleotide messenger RNA. RefSeq names its product NADH-cytochrome b5 reductase-like (gene CYB5R5). Gene Ontology annotation, molecular function: cytochrome-b5 reductase activity, acting on NAD(P)H. Bases 209 to 1156 code for a protein of 315 amino acids. The transcript has 7 exons. The record is from RefSeq and is a predicted model, not a curated record. Lineage: Eukaryota; Metazoa; Chordata; Mammalia; Proboscidea; Elephantidae.
UUCAUAGGUGGGACCGGCUAAGUACUCCCCGGCUCCGUCAGGCGGGGCGGAACCUGAAAGAUCCUCACCUGAGGAGAAGCGCCCGAGUGCGGGAUGGCAAGGAGCAGAGUCUGGGCACGUGGCCUCUAAGCCAGGUCUGCUCUGGGAAGAGCAGCUGGUUGUCCCUCCCAGGCCCUGCCUUCCCCAGGCUGCCCAGGCCCCACUGACAAUGGGCGAGAAAAAGGAGGAGGAGGACGACGACGACGAAGCCUGGCUGCAGCUUCGGCCUGUGGAGCCCUUGCCCUCCCAGUGUUGUGGCAGUGGCUGCUCACCCUGUGUGUUCGAUCUCUAUCAGCGAGACCUGGCAAGGUGGGAGGCAGCCCGAGCGAGCAAGGACAGGAGCCUGCUGAGUGCAGUGGAGCUACAGAGCUGCCACUCCAGCCUGAGCCCAGAGACCUUCCUGGCCUUCAGCAUCAGCGCUGUGGACAAAGUCACCAAGGAUACAUACCACGUCCGAUUUGCAUUGCCUGGGAACAGCCAGCUUGGGCUGCGGCCUGGCCAGCACCUCAUCCUACGGGGUACAGUGGGUGGCUUAGAAAUUCAGAGAGCUUAUACGCCCAUUAGCCCUGCCAACGCAAAAGGGUACUUUGAAGUUUUAAUUAAGUGCUACCAGACUGGGCUGAUGUCCCAGUAUGUCGGAUCCUGGAGAGCAGGAGACACAGUUUUCUGGAGAGGACCUUUUGGAAGCUUCUUCUAUAAACCAAACCAGUAUGGUGAGCUCCUCAUGCUGGCUGCAGGCACAGGCCUGGCCCCCAUGGUACCCAUCCUGCAGAGCAUCACAGACAACGCAGACGACGAGACCUUCGUCACACUGGUUGGCUGCUUCAAGACCUUUGAGGGCAUCUACCUGAAAACCUUCCUCCAGGACCAGGCCCGCUUCUGGAAUGUCCGCACCUUCUUUGUACUCAGCCAGGAGAACUCCCUGGAGCAGCUCCCCUGGAGUUACCGGGACAAGACACGCCUUGGCCACCUGGCCCAGGACCUGAUGAAAGAGUUGGUCGGCUCCUGCCGCAGGAAGCCCUUUGCAUUGGUCUGUGGCUCGGCCGAGUUCACUAAAGACAUGGCCAGGUGCUUGUUGUGUGCGGGCCUGGCCGAGGACUCCUACUUCCUCUUCUAGCCCUGGCUUCCCUCCCAGGUCCCUGCUACAGGGACCCAGGAGGCAUCAUGCCUGGAAUCAGAUGUGGAGCCCAAGCCUGGGCCUGCCACUGACUAGCCAGGUGACCUUGGGCAAGUGUCUUUACCUCUCUAAACCUCCAUUUCUCAUCUACCUCGAGAGGUUACUUGUGGAGAGAGGACAAGGGGCCAUAAGCUCUAAGGAGAGUUAACCAGCCUGGGAGUCAGGGAGGACUUCUCAGAGGAAGCAACAUCCAAGCUGAGCCCCAAGGAUGGUAGGAGUUGGGCAGGAGAAGAGGGUGGGUGGGGCUUCCUGGGUCCCUCAGGCAAGGGGCUGGUUAGGUGUUCCCAUGGGACCUGCCAUGUAAUUAUUGCCCCUGGAGACUGUCCCUGGCGUAGCCUCGGUGUUGGCGCAGACUAGGUGCCAGUAAGUAGGGAAUGGCCGUAGCAGAGGCUAAGAGCUCUUUGGAGGAGGAACUUGCCAUAUGUACCGCCAGUGCCAUGAGCCCAACACCCUGUGAAGUCUUGGCUUCUGUGUCCUGACCACAUUCUCAGGGUUAGGUGGGGCCCUGGGUUACCUGUUUUAUAUUGGCCCCAAGCCUUUCCUGCUGCAAAUGGCUUUGCUCUGAGUCCCUUCCCUGGCUCCUGAGCCCAGCCCACAGCACUUUCCCCAGCAAAAGAAGAGGCACAGGAGGAAAACACCACUCCCACCUCCUGCAGGCAGCCAGCUCCGCCCGCACCUUCAGCUCCUGCGCCCUGGCGACAGUUGCUAUGGAGAUCUAAAGAUAGAGCAGGAAUCAGGAGACCUGGGUCCUUCUCCCUGCUCUGCCCACUCACUGAGUAGCAGCUGAUUCUGGUCCACCCACCCCUCCCCACCACACCCAUUCCAUCCUGCAUGGGGUGUGCCCUCCCCAGGAAACCAGGUGCUUCUGGGCAGCACACUGCGGUUAAUGAAUUCUGCUUUUCCCAGCCUGGGCUCCAGUGUGCUGCACCAGCCAGGCUGGCUACUCGUAACCCCACAAUCGGAGAUUAGUAAGCCCUGGAAUCUUAGAACCAGGGAACCAUGGAAUCCUGGAGUUUGGAUUUGACAGCCAUAGAAUCAGUCUUCAUCAGAUUAAAGCUUGAAAGUUCAGAAUUCCAAAAAUCGUGCGGUCUAACAGACUCUGUAUAAAACUUAGGGCCAGUAAGUAUAAAUGACUUGUCCAGAGUAAAGCAGUUAAUGGCAGAGCCAGCGCUAGAGGGCAGGUCUCCUCUCAACACCGUGCUUAUACCUCUGCACUGGUUGUGUUCACACUGGGCUCCUCAGGCCACGAGGGUUCCUCAGGUGGUGGCAGUGGCAGGAUGGCCAAGUGGAAUCUCCAGGCCUCCUUUAACCAAGCAGUUCUACUUUCGUUCCAUUUGUAUAUUGGACCAUGAAGUAAUUUUUUUAAAAAAAGGGGAUGGGGGGAGGUGGCUUCUUUCCCUGCCCAAAAACUUGCAGAAAAUCUCUGCUGUGUCUUGUUCAGUAAAUACUCAUGAUAGUAGUUUGGGACGGUGCAGAAGUUUUCAGACUCUUUCACAGGGAGGACUCCAUUGUCAAAUCAGUUUGGGGGAAUGCCGCAUGGGACCUCCGAGAAUCACAGUGCACAUUAGCGUAUUUAAAAUAAAAACAACAGUUGCUAUUGAGUGGUUUCUGAUUCAUGGUGACCCCAUGUGUGCAGAGUAGAACAGCAUGUUUUCAAGGCUGUGACCUUUCUGAAGUAGAUUGCCAGGCCUUUCUUCUGAGGCACCUCUGGGUGAGUUUGAACCACCAACUUUUGAAUUAGUAGUCUAGUGCUUAACCAUUUGCACCACCCAGGGACUUACUAGCAUAUUAAGACUCUGAAAAGACCAACAGUAAAGAACCUCUUUCACUUUGUUUAACCCAGAGUUUCUCAAGCCUAUUUCACCGCAGAACACUUUAUGUUCCAGAAUCUUUUGAGACCAGCAUGCCAUGGGAUACAUAUUGGGGAAACGCUGGUCUGUUUCAUAGCUUGUCAGCACAAGGUGGUGUAAAUGGGAAAGGCCCGAGCAGGAACUGUGUCUGUUACUUCCUAGCCCUGUGACUUGGAUGAAACAUUUUCCCUCUCUCAGGACCUCCGAAAUCUGGGAGUGUCCCUCUGCGAGGUCUUCUCCCUCAGUGAGCAGGUCCUAUUGGCUCUACAUCACAAAUGCUCCUGAGUGCCUGUGAUGAGCCAGGCUGCUCUAGGCACCAAGGAAACAGCAGUGAACAGGCAGGGACAGCUGUUUCCAUCGAGAAGCUUGCAGCCUAUUGAGGAAGGCAGAAAUUACACUUGUAAUUCUGAAAGGGGUGUGUGCUACAGAAAGGGAAGUAGGGAGUGCGAGGAGAGCGGGUGGCAAAGAGUUAGUCUGGCCUGGGGAGGGUCAGGGAAACACCAUCGCCACUGAGGUUGGAAACUUCAAAGGCAAUACUCCUGCUCAUAAGUAGGGGUAUUAAGGGUGUUUUUUCCACUUAAGGGGUAGAGGGCUUGGGGCAAUCCUCAUAUGUCUAUCCUUGUUCCAGCCCUCUGCUGUUUAGAUAUUAGAGCCACCCAGUGACAGCCCGCAGCCCCUAUUGCCUUGAAUAAGUUGCCCUCCCGUUCCCCUCCCUCCAUAUUGGAUCUGUGCAGUAUGGAUAGUGGUGGAAUCUCUCAGCCUUGACCAUUGGUGAGGAUCCAGCUGUGCCCUUGAUUCCAAGAUGCUAAAAGGGCUCCUAAUCUGUCCAGAAGCAUGAGCACUCAUGGCCGGGUGCUGUGCCUCACAAGAUGAUAAGAGAGUCCAAGAAGAAGAGAAGAGGACCGGUUGACGUGUGAGGACGAAACUCCUUGAAUUGGGGAUGAGGUUCCCGUUGGCAGGCCCAUUCCUGCCAUCUCCUGCCAAUGCCGUAGCCGCAUGCUGUGGAACGUGUGCUCUUGGGGCCAUGGCCACUGUAGAAAUGCCAUGGGAGAAGAUAGGAGAUUCAGGCUCAAUGGAUCUUUGAGUUAGACAUGACAUGCAUGGGGUUUGGCCUGCUCCAGGGAUGCCAAAGGCAUCAGAAGUCAAUAGAGUGCCUAAGAUUCUGUGAGCCAGACAAUCUCUGUCUUUCCUGCAUGAGUCUGGAGCUUCAGAAAGGCAACAGCUACCAAGGGGGCAGGGACAGAUUCUUGGUAGCAAAAACAACUACUGCUUUAGUUCAGCCCUGAUUGUGUUUUGCCUGCAGCACUUCAGCAUUCCCCCUAAUUGGUCUCCCAGCCUCCAGAUUCUCCCUCCAAGCCCCCCUCCACACUGCAGCCACACUGAUUAGUUCACAACUCCGAGCCUGCCACUCCCCUGCUUAAAACCUUUUAAUGGCUCCCUGUUUCCUUUAGGGUAUGGCAUAAAUGCCUUAGCCUGGCGUCUCAGCUCUGCUUACCUCCGUGGUCUCUUGCAUCAGUUCCUUCACAUUUGCUACUCCCUCUGCCUGGGCCCUCCUUCCACUUUCCUCUCUUCCACUUGGCUUUCUUUGCCUCCUUAUCCUUUGAGGACUUAUCUCAGGGGCUACUUCUGGGAAGCCUUGCCUGCCUUUUCCAGUCGAGACUAGAUUAGGGGCCUCCUUAGUGAGCAAGGGUUAGUGAGCAAAGAUUCCUGUGUGUUCUUCUGUUGCCACACCCAUUGGGCUAUCUUCAUUUGCAUGUGAGCACAGCAAGGGCCUGUGCCAGAGCCUCUUCAUUGUAUCCUGAACGUGGGUGGUUCUCAGUCCUUCCUACUUGGUUAAGCCCUCUGCUGCUAACCGAAAGGUUGGUGGUUCAAACCCACCCAGCUGCUCUGUGGGAGAAAGACCUGGCAAUCUGCUCCCAUAAAGAUUACAGCCAGGAAAACCCUAUGGAGCAGUUCUACUCUUUCGCCGUGAAUUGAAAUUGACUUGACGUUACCCAACGACAGUAUUCAGGGAGCACUUUACAGGUUGUACGAUGCUUUUCAUCUGUUUUGAAACCUGUAAUCUUCACCAAAGUGCAUGCUAUCUUAUUAUCGCAAUUUAUCGACAAGGAAACUAAGCUUCCGAGACGUUAAGCAGUUCUCCAAGGUCAUGUAGGGGGACACAUAUGCCAACAUACUGUAAUUGUUGUUAAGGGUUGUCUUAGUCAUCUAGUGUUAGUCAUCUAGUGCUGCUGUAACAGAAAUACCACAAGAGGGUGGCUUUAACAAACAGAAACUUAUCUUCUCACAGUCUAGCAGGUUACAAGUCCAAAUUCAGGGCAUCGGGUCCAGAGGAAGGCUUUCUCUCUCUCUGGGCUUUGGAGGGAGAUUCCUUGUCAUCAAUCUUCCCUGGUUGAGGAGCUUCUCAGGCACAGGGUGCUGCUUUCUUGGUGGUAUGAGGUCCCCAACUUCCUGCUUGUUUCACUUUCCUUGUAUCUCUUGAGAGAGAAAAGGUGGUACAGGCAACACCCCAGGGAAACUCCCUUUACCUUGGAUCAGGGAGGUGACCUGAGUAAGGGUGGUGUUACAAUCCUACCCUAAUCCUCUUAAAAUUACAGUCACAAAAAUGGAGGACAACCACACAAUACUGGGAAUCAUGGCCUAACCAAUUUGAUACAUAUUUUUGGGGGGGCGCAAUUCAAUCCAUGAAAAGGGUUAUGUGUGACAUAUGAGUACAGCGGGAGACACAUACAAAAUCUUUUAUUACUGCAAGGUUGAAAUAGCAAAGAACAAAAACUUUCUGUGUCC